Myotis daubentonii (Daubenton's bat) is the source of this 2939-nucleotide messenger RNA. RefSeq names its product CLN8 transmembrane ER and ERGIC protein (gene CLN8). Gene Ontology annotation, cellular component: membrane; endoplasmic reticulum. Gene Ontology annotation, molecular function: ceramide binding. The record is from RefSeq and is a predicted model, not a curated record. Gene Ontology annotation, biological process: lipid homeostasis; phospholipid metabolic process; nervous system development. Lineage: Eukaryota; Metazoa; Chordata; Mammalia; Chiroptera; Vespertilionidae.
UCUGACGGAAGGGGCGAGAGGAGGAGCCCAGACCUGACCUGUCCCGGGAGGACACACCUGUAGGGACAGGCCAGGCGGCCUCAGGCGCGGCAGGAGGUAAACUUGAAGCCCAUUUUCCGUGAUCUCUGUUUGUCAAACCCAAGUCGAUGGAGAAGUGGAUGGGUUGUGAGCAGCAGAAUGGCAGCGGCCAUGGGGUGAACUUCUGUGUUCUGUUGCUGCAGAGAAAGGAGCUGGCCUGUGAGGAGGUAAACCUGCCCACAGUACUUCCCCACCAGCACCCGGCCGCGGGCCGCAGGAGGGAGUGGGUCCUGAAACCGUGCCCGAAAACUCCCCAGCCCUUGGUUAAGUCGCUCUGAUGUGCUUGGUUUAGGGGUGUUUUCAUGGUUAGAAGGAGGACCUGCUUUUCCUCCUUCAUGGGGACAUGGGGGGCACCAACACCUGUGCGCCAGCCCUGGCUCAGUCCCUGGACGCACAGCGCCUUCUGGUGCUGGCGCAGAGCGGCCCACUGUGGACGGCGGCUGCAGGGGCCUGACCCCAGGCGAGCCGGCGCGAUCGGUCCGCGGCCCGGCCCGUGCUGGGAAUGUGGUCCCGCCUCGUCUGGGGUCUGGAGGCGAAAGGCUGCAUCCAGUGCUGAAGGCGGACACAUGACGACCCCAGUGACCGCGGCCCUGGCCCUUUGUUGUGGACGAGACGCCGCGUGGGGCCCCGCAGCCCUGUGCUGACCGCGCUCGCUGUGACCCAGGACUCGGGACAAUGGGUCUCGCGGGCGACCAAGGGGCAUCGGAGAGCAUCUUUGACCUGGACUACGCCUCCUGGCAGAUCCGCGCCACACUGGUGGCCGCCGGCUUUGCCUUCUACCUGGGUGUCUUCGUGGUGUGCCACCAGCUGUCGUCCUCCCUGAACGCCACGUACCACUCCCUGGUGGCCAAGGAGAAGGUCUUCUGGAACCUGGCAGCCACGCGGGCCGUGUUUGGCGUGCAGAGCACGGCCGCGGGUCUGUGGACGCUGCUGGUGGACCCAGUGCUGACGGCCGACAAGGCGCACGCCCAGCAGAGCUGGUCCUGGUUCCACGUGGCCACGGCCACCGGCUUCUUCCUCUUCGAGAACGCGGCCCUGCACCUGUCCAAUGCGCUCUUCCGCACCUUCGACCCCUUCCUGGUGCUCCACCACCUCUUCGCCUUCCUGGGCUUCCUGGGGCUGGCGGUGAACCUGCAGGCCGGCCACUACCUGGCCAUGACCACGCUGCUGCUGGAGGCCAGCACGCCCUUCACCUGCGUGUCCUGGAUGCUGCUGAAGGCUGGCUGGGCCGACUCGCUGCUCUGGAAGGCGAACCAGUGGCUGAUGAUCCAUAUGUUCCACUGCCGCAUGGUGCUCACCUACCACAUGUGGUGGGUGUGCGCGCAGCACUGGGAGGGCCUGCGGGGCACCCUGCACCCGCCGCACCUGGCGCUCUUCCUCCUGGGCAUGAGCCUCCUGACACUGGUGCUCAACCCCUACUGGACCCACAAGAAGACGCAGCAGCUCCUCAGCCCCGUGGACUGGAACUUCGCCUCGCAGCGGCCCCGGGGCCCCGCCCCGCCCAGGGCCAACGGCCAGGUGCCCCUGAAGAAGGGGCAGUAGCCGCUGGGAGCCCCCCGCCUCCCGACGCCCCAGCGCUGCUCCUACGAGAGGGCUUGGUGGUGCAUUAGCAUUAAUUCCCAAGUCGCCACCAAGCGCCUCCGACGUGACUGCCUUCAAGGGCAGAACUGUUGCGUUGUCUGUAAUGGUUCCUUCCUGGGAGCCCACCUUGGGGGCGAGCUGGUCAUGGAAGGUUCCGGGGAGGCGGGGCUGGGUACGAGUGCAGGCGACCGGCUUUCUUGCCCUCGCCUUGCUGGGCCUCACAGAUGGCGUUUCCUACAAAGGAGGGCGGUCUCCACCGGCAGGCAGGUGGGAGGCCGGCGUUGCUGUGGUCGGAGCCCAGCCACCUGUCUGCGGGGGCUGCCUGGCUGAGGAGACGUCGUAUGAGAAACGCCACGCACUGGGUCUCCUCAGCCAACCCGCUCUGUUCAGACCUUGUCUGUUCCCUUGGAAGGAAUCGCCCCAACAUAGAAAACCAUGGGACUGGUCUCCUUGCAAGUUCCCAGAGCGAGUCUGUCCAGCCCGUGCAGCAGUGCCCUCUAGGGGCCACGCUGCAGCGGCGCCGUGUGGGGGCACCCAGCCCCAUAGGGCGGUUGGGGGAAGUCUCGCAGAUUUUUUAAGGAAGUUGCACAAAACCAGAAUCAUGUGUUCACAAUGAAUUGCUCAGUUGACAAAAUAAGGAAGAUACUUAAUCAUCAGAAUAGCCUAGAUUUCAGAGACAUUGCAAUUGGACUGCGUGCCAGCGGGUGCCCGAACGAGACCCCGAUUCCUUGGUGGUUUUCUCUGGAUCCCACGACAAGGUGGUGCCGGCUCCCUGCGAGCUGUGGGCAGACCGGCCUCGGCCUCUGUGGUGCGGGCUGCCAGGCCCUGCGGCUCCCCUGCUUCCCGGCUGCCUGGGGCCAGCCCGAGACGUCCUGGUCACUGCCAUGCCAGGCGGACCUGUCCCCCGCCCCCCGGAAGUCUCACCCAGAGAGGCCCAGCAUCUGUGCGUGGCACGCGUGUGCAGCUCAUCGAAGGGAUGGUUACGGAAGCACCUGGGGUGUUUGGAAGACUCGUUUCUUGCUGAGAUCACGUGGGACCUGGGCCGUUCCGUGCGGGACCCUCGGAGGCCGUGUUUGAUGACGGCGCGCUGAUUCUAUUGAUCAUGUCACCCCUAUUUAUCGCACCUUAAGAAGUGAGUUAAAUCUUAACAGUACCCACGAAUCAUGCCCUGCAGCUAACUGACGCCCUGGCCGGCCUGCCCUUUCCCGUUCCCGUGGAAGCAGAGGGGUCGGCCAGCCAGACUUCUAACAAAGUAAAAUAAAGCAGCCGAUGUUUGCAGA